Molecule: messenger RNA, 1926 nt
Organism: Botrytis byssoidea
Lineage: Eukaryota; Fungi; Ascomycota; Leotiomycetes; Helotiales; Sclerotiniaceae
Exons: 2
Coding region: 1-1926 (641 amino acids)
Biological process (GO): protein secretion
Cellular component (GO): endoplasmic reticulum membrane
Molecular function (GO): GTPase activator activity; guanyl-nucleotide exchange factor activity; protein binding
Source: RefSeq, a predicted model, not a curated record
AUGGCGCCUUUAAUACCGUCUGCAAAACUGACCUUGCCAUAUCCAUUGUAUGCUUGCGACUUUGAUCCGAUAGAUUCCUCACGACUAGUAGUUGGUGGGGGCGGAGGUGCAGGAAGAUCAGGUGUGGAAAAUAAGAUCACCCUUUUGGACACUUCAAAUCCGAACGAGCUUGUUGAAGUUGCCGAGCUAGACUUGAGUAAGGAAGAAGACAAUGUCGCCAGUCUUGCAGUCGGCCAAACUGAAGGAGAUACAACCUUAUUAUUCGCAGGAGUGAAUUCCAGUCCGGCAGACUUGGCUAGAGGGACGAAUGCGCACUUUCGAGUUAUUGGAAUAAGUCCUAUUUCAAAAGGAAAGGGAAAGGCUACAGAGCCUGUUGCGAUAACAAGCAAACUAUCCGAGGUUUUGAGAUGCCCAUUGUUUACCAACGUCGAGAGGGAUUUAUACCAAAGGGUCAUUCGAUUAUCGCGACCUUAUACAGGACAAGCGCAAUGGGGUGCGAUUGCGACUGGGUUUGCAAAAGAUUCUGAAAUAGUGCUUUUCCAACCUGCGCAGACUGGGCCUCCCAUUUCGAGGAGUGCUAUAAAGUUGGCGAAGGAGGUAGUUGACAUGGAUUUCAUACAAACUGGAAAAGAUGAUUUUUUUUUCGCGUACGCCGAUGAGCAAGAUAUAUACGUUAAAAAGCUUGGCUCAAUAAAUGAUGGGGCAGAACCUGAAUGUGUAUAUAUUACACCUGCGUCAAGAAGUGGGGAGCCAGUUACGAUACCGUCUUUCCGAUCGAUUAGAUGGCUAACAAAGGAUUUUAUUAUCAUGCUCACGAAUAUCCAUAGCCAGGGAGGUGUAGUACUACAAAUUCUCAGAUUACCACCUAGUGGCAAAGGACAGUGCAGAAUUGCGCAAUCACACAGACUGCCAUCCAGUGUAAAGAAGGCUACUGGACUCGCAGUUGUCAACCUUACACCACCAUCAACUCCCGAUGGAGAGCAAGGCUACACUCAAUUCGUGAUUGCGGUCGCUGGCCACGAUAUUUCCAUUUCCCUCUUCAAGGUUGAUCUCCAGCACGAAGCAAAUAACUACCUCGUCACACCUAUCAGACCUUUCCGAACAUUCAAGAAUGUUCACCCUGGAGUGAUUACAGGAAUUACAUUCUCAAACUUUACACCUCCCACCCAGUCUGUUACUGCAAGCACUCCUCCUCAGCACCUUAAACUCGCGAGUACAGGUAUUAGUAAUACGGUUAUCGUCCACACCCUCCCCCUAUUUCCCGUUCCUCUAUCUGUCAAAAGAGGUCAAUCAAGCACACCUCGCUACGUCGUCGCUCUUCCUUCAAGCAAAGCAAUUUACUCUUUUGGAAUCAUCUUCUCCAUGCUCCUAGCGUUGUUAGCAGCAAUCUUAACGCAAAGUGUAUUGGAGAUCAGGGGGGUUGUGGAACCUCAUUUGGGCGCCGCAAAGUAUCUACCGGUGCCCUUCCAGGAGGCAAUUGGAAAACCAUACACGUUUCCGUCUAAUUAUCACGCACUCAAUACACACAUCUCCGCCGCUCCGAUCUCCACAAGCCUGUCGAACACACCAUCCGCAUCUACCCCGGAUUUUUUCGCGUCCCUCCGUUCCCCCUCCCCUAAUUCUGCUUCUUCUAAGAUCUACCUCCACCACGGAGUUCCUGUCCCAGACGUUGAAACCCAAGAAAUAUCUCCCGAUAUCACGUCGCCAGAACUUCCUUCAUCUAUAAAAGCAGUUCUUCACGACGAGAAAAAACAUGAAGGUAAAUCAUGGGAUGAAUUGACGGCCCCACAAAAAGAAAAUUGGAAGAGAAAAUUAAAGGAUGCGGGACAUUGGGCUGAAGAGAUGGGAGAAACGAUUUUCAAGGGGGUCGUUUUUGGUGAGUUGGGGGGUUUGGUGGGAGCGGCUGUUGUGCAGGCCGCGAGAUAG